Gymnogyps californianus (California condor) is the source of this 2015-nucleotide messenger RNA. RefSeq names its product NPL4 homolog, ubiquitin recognition factor (gene NPLOC4). Gene Ontology annotation, biological process: ubiquitin-dependent protein catabolic process. Gene Ontology annotation, cellular component: nucleus. Lineage: Eukaryota; Metazoa; Chordata; Aves; Accipitriformes; Cathartidae. The transcript has 17 exons. The record is from RefSeq and is a predicted model, not a curated record. Bases 83 to 1927 code for a protein of 614 amino acids. Gene Ontology annotation, molecular function: ubiquitin protein ligase binding; ubiquitin binding.
CGGGCUGGACCGCAGCGGGCAGGGCCGGGCCGGGCCGGUAGCUGGGCGGCGAGGCGAGCCCCGGUCCCCGGCGGGCAGCGCCAUGGCGGAGACGAUCAUAAUCCGCGUGCAGUCGCCGGAAGGGGUGAAGCGCAUCACGGCCACGAAGCGAGAAACGGUGGCGACGUUCCUCAAGAAGGUUGCAAAAGAAUUUGGUUUCAGGAAUAAUGGGUUUUCUGUCUACACCAAUAGAAACAGGACAGGAGAGAUCACAGCGUCACAAAACAAAUCCCUCAACUUACUGAAAAUCAAGCAUGGCGAUAUGCUGUUUCUCUACCCCUCGAGCCCGGCUGGCUCCUCCUCAGAGACUAUGGACACCUCUGUCUCCCAAGGCUUGCGGCCUGUGGGGGCCCCCCACGUGGUGGAAGACGAGAUCGACCAGUAUCUGAUCAAACAGGAUGGGAAGAUUUACCGAAAUCGAGACCAGCAGCUGUGUCGCCACGGCCCCUUGGGUAAAUGUGUGCAUUGUGUACCGCUGGAGCCUUUUGAUGAGGAUUAUUUAAACCAUCUGGAACCUCCUGUGAAGCAUAUGUCCUUCCAUGCCUACAUCAGGAAGCUGACCGGAGGGGCAGACAAGGGGAAAUUUGUUGCCCUGGAAAACAUCAGCUGUAAGAUCAAAUCGGGCUGUGAAGGGCACCCGCCUUGGCCAGAAGGCAUUUGCACAAAGUGUCAGCCCAGUGCCAUCACUCUCAAUAGACAGAAAUACAGGCAUGUUGACAACAUCAUGUUUGAGAACCACACAAUUGCAGAUCGCUUCCUAGACUUCUGGCGGAAGACAGGAAACCAACAUCUUGGGUACCUGUAUGGCCGGUACACAGAGCACAAAGACAUCCCGCUGGGGAUCCGGGCGGAGGUUGCUGCCAUCUAUGAACCCCCACAGAUUGGUACGCAGAACAGCCUGGAGAUCCUGGAAGAUCCAAAAGCUGAGGUUGUGGAUGAGAUCGCCGCAAAGCUUGGACUGAGAAAGGUUGGCUGGAUAUUUACUGAUCUGGUCUCUGAAGACACACGGAAAGGGACUGUUCGAUACAGCAGAAACAAGGACACGUAUUAUCUAAGUGCAGAAGAGUGCAUCACAGCUGGAAACUUUCAGAACCAGCAGCCCAACAUCUGUCGCCUUUCUCCAGAUGGUCAUUUUGGAUCCAAGUUUGUCACAGUUGUGGCUACAGCCUCUUCUCUUCCAGGUGGUCCCGACAACCAGGUCCACUUUGAGGGGUACCAGGUCUCGAAUCAGUGCAUGGCACUGGUUCGAGAUGAGUGUUUGCUGCCCUGCCGAGAUGCACCGGAGCUGGGCUAUGCCAAGGAGUCCAGCAGUGAGCAGUAUGUGCCUGAUGUGUUCUAUAAGGACAUAGACAAGUUUGGCAAUGAGAUCACACAGCUGGCUCGCCCGCUCCCGGUUGAGUACUUAAUCAUAGAUAUUACUACAACUUUCCCCAAGGAUCCAGUCUACACUUUUUCUAUUUCUCAAAAUCCGUUCCCCAUCGAGAACCGCGAUGUGCUGGGAGAAACUCAGGACUUCCACAGCUUGGCCACGUACCUGUCCCAAAAUACUUCCUCCAUUUUCCUAGACAUCAUUUCCGAUUUCCAUCUGCUCCUCUUCCUGGUCACGAACGACGUCAUGCCUCUGCGGGACAGCAUCAGCUUGUUGCUGGAAGCUGUGAGGACCAAGAAUGAGGAGCUUGCACAGACCUGGAAAAAAUCAGAGCAGUGGGCCACCAUCGAGCAGCUCUGCAGCACAGUCGGUGUCCAGAUCUCAGGACUACAGGAGUACGGUGCCAUGGGCGGCUCGACGCACGCCGUGUCGGCGGCCAUGUGGGCCUGCCAGCACUGCACCUUCAUGAACCAGCCGGGCACGGACCACUGCGAGAUGUGCAGCCUGCCCCGGACCUAGCCACGCCGAUGCGGUGGCAGAAUCCAAUACAGAGCAAACCCUCGAGCAGCAGGAGUGGUGCUUGUCCCUUCCCCGUCCUCCCUUCCGC